AUGGCCGCCAUUGCACACCCACUACACUCUCUCACUUUCACUUCCAAAUCCCCAACCCCCAGAUUCAAACCCUUUCCCAAACUCGUAAUCUCCGCCUCAAACAAGCCCAUCUCCGGCCGAAAGCUACGUGUCGCCGUCAUUGGCGGUGGCCCGGCGGGAUCCUCCGCAGCUGAGUCGCUAGCUUCAGGCGGAGUAGAGACAUAUCUUUUCGAACGCAGCCCCACCGGCGCCAAACCAUGCGGCGGUGCUAUUCCACUCUGCAUGCUCGACGAGUUCUCCAUACCGCCGGAGCUCGUCGAUCGGAAAGUCACCCAUAUGAAGAUCGUAUCCCCGUCCAACCUCACCGUCGACUUCGGCAAAACCCUCAAAUCCAAUGAGUACAUCUCCAUGCUCCGCCGUGAAGUCCUCGAUUCAUUUCUCCGAUCAAGAGCUGAAUCCAAAGGCGCCAUUCUUCUCAAAGGCCUUGUCACGAAUCUCGACCUCCCAAACUUCCCUAACCAACCUUACAUCAUCCACUACACAGUCAACAACACCAUCAAAUACCUCCCCGUCGACGUCGUAGUGGGUGCCGACGGCGCCAAUAGCCGCGUCGCAAAAUCAAUCGACGCCGGAGACUACGCCUGUGCCAUCGCCUUCCAAGAGCGAAUCAGACUCCCAGACGACAAAAUGGAAUACUACCACAAUCUCGCCGAGAUGUACAUCGGAAACGACGUCUCACCGGAUUUCUACGCCUGGGUGUUUCCCAAAUGCGAUCACGUCGCCGUCGGCACCGGAACUGUAAUCUCAAAACCAAACAUCAAACAAUUCCAAAAAGCGAUCCGAUCAAGAGUCCUCCCAAAGAUCGCCGGUGGGACGGUGAUUAAAGUAGAAGCGCAUCCAAUUCCGGAACACCCUCGUCCAGUUCGCGUCCGUGGGAGGGUGGCUCUGGUGGGAGACGCCGCCGGGUAUGUAACGAAAUGCUCCGGCGAAGGGAUCUAUUUUGCAGCAAAAAGCGGAAGAAUGUGCGGCGAAGGGAUCGUGAAAGCAUCGGAAGGAGGGCAAAAGAUGAUCGAAGAGAGCGAUCUGAAGAGAGAGUAUCUGAAACAAUGGGAUUCACAGUACAUAAACACAUUCAAGUUCUUGGAUUUGCUGCAACAUGUGUUCUAUGGAAGCAAUGCAGCAAGGGAGGCACUGGUGGAGCUCUGUGGAGAUGAGUAUGUGCAAAGAAUGACAUUUGAGAGCUAUUUGUAUAAGAAACUGGCAAAUGGGAAUCCAUGGGAGGACUUCAAGAUGGUUUCGAAUACAAUUGGGAGUUUGAUGAGGUGCAAGCUUGUUGGGAAAGGAAUGGAGGCAUUUGAUCCGAAUGUUCUUGCCUAAGUAAGUUUUAGUUGUAUGGAUGUUAAAAUAAUAUUGGUGCCUGCAAGAUGUUGUUAGCAGCAGGUACAAGAUUUGAUGCAUGAUGUACGCUUUCCAAUAUCAAAAUGAAAUCC
Messenger RNA from Cynara cardunculus var. scolymus (artichoke), 1469 nucleotides. Its product is annotated as geranylgeranyl diphosphate reductase-like. Gene Ontology annotation, biological process: chlorophyll biosynthetic process; photosynthesis. Gene Ontology annotation, molecular function: oxidoreductase activity, acting on the CH-CH group of donors, NAD or NADP as acceptor; FAD binding. Gene Ontology annotation, cellular component: chloroplast thylakoid membrane. Lineage: Eukaryota; Viridiplantae; Streptophyta; Magnoliopsida; Asterales; Asteraceae. Bases 1 to 1356 code for a protein of 451 amino acids. The record is from RefSeq and is a predicted model, not a curated record. The transcript has a single exon.